This is a messenger RNA of Funneliformis mosseae, 204 nucleotides long. The record is from the annotation of a GenBank genome assembly. Lineage: Eukaryota; Fungi; Glomeromycota; Glomeromycetes; Glomerales; Glomeraceae.
AUGACAGACGAUCUUGACACCAGCACAGCACAUGGAAUUCCGUCACCUUCGUAUGCUGCAACUAAUAAUGUUCGUGAUGAGUUCCUUGGUUGCAUCCAUACCAUCAAGCACACCAUGGUUGCAGAUUUGAACUGUCCUAUUCUUGAGCUGAUACAACUACGAUUCACCAUUCAUCAUCCGGAAACCUCUCCAGAAAAUUUAUGA